CAGGACCUGUUUCAUUUUCAGCCCCGCAGUCAUUAGGAGUCAGUGUGCUGUUGUGAAUUAACGUCGUCUCACGAGUGUCGUUAUAGAGGGGGAACAAGAAGAAGAAGAAAAAGAAGAAGAAGAAGAAGAAGAAGAAGAGGCAAAGCUCAUUUCCGGUGUGUCAAUCAGUCGUGGCGGUUUUCUCUUGAGGGAUGAAAGUAAAAGCUCCAUCACUCUGAAAGGCUGGACUUGUUUUCCAUUAAAGACCUCGCGCAGGAGAAAAGGGCGGGAAACUUGGCGCUCUCAUCACGCGCUUCUUUCACGCGCAUCCUCUGGCUUUCCGCGUUUCUCGUCCACGCUCCUGAGUUUCGGCUGUAAUCAUGGAUCUUAGAGGCGAAAACGACGACGACAACGUGGACUGCGAGCGACCGGCGCCCAUUGAAGUUUUCGCCAGCAGGUCCACUCUUCACGGCAUCGCCCACAUGUUCACGUACGAGCGGCUGUGCGUGAGGCGCUGCCUGUGGAUUAUCUUCUUCACCGGCUCGCUCUCCUUCCUCGUGUUCGUGUGCGCGGACCGCGUGCGCUUCUACCUGCAGUAUCCGCACGUGACCAAGCUCGACGAGAUCUCGAUCCCGUUGAUGACCUUCCCCGCCGUGACCUUCUGCAACCUCAACUCCUUCCGCUUCAGCCGCGUCACGCGCAAUGACCUGUACCAUGCGGGAGAGCUGCUCGCGCUGCUCAAUGGCAGAUAUGAGAUUCGGGACACUCACAUGGUAGAGGAGAGCGUUCUGGAGACCCUGAAAGUCAAGGCUGACUUCCUGACCUUCAAACCGCGACCCUUCAACAUGCGCGAGUUCUACGAUCGAACGGGCCACGACAUCAAGGACAUGCUGCUCUCCUGCUACUACCGCGGGGACAAGUGCAGUGCUGAGGACUUUAAAGUGAUCUUCACUCGAUAUGGCAAAUGCUACACAUUCAACUCUGGCCAGGAUGGACAGCCACUGCGCGUCACCACGAAAGGGGGUAUGGGCAACGGCCUGGAACUAAUGCUGGACAUUCAACAGGACGAGUACCUGCCAGUGUGGGGAGAGACAGAUGAGACGUCUUUUGAAGCCGGCAUCAAAGUGCAGAUCCACACUCAGGACGAGCCGCCUUUCAUUGAUCAGCUGGGAUUCGGAGUGGCGCCAGGCUUUCAGACGUUUGUGUCUUGCCAGGAGCAGAGGUUGACCUACCUGCCCCCUCCAUGGGGUGACUGCAGGUCCGAGCCCAUUGACUCGGACUUCUUUACCACCUACAGCAUCACUGCGUGCCGCAUCGACUGUGAGACGCGCUACCUGGUAGAGAACUGUAACUGUCGCAUGGUUCACAUGCCCGGAGAUGCUCCAUAUUGCACGCCGGAACAGUAUAAAGAGUGUGCAGAUCCAGCUUUGGAUUUCCUGGUGGAGAGAGACAAUGAUUACUGUGUGUGUGAAACACCCUGCAACAUGACGCGCUACGGCAAAGAGUUGUCCUUCGUCAAGAUCCCCAGCAAGGCUUCAGCCAAAUACCUGGCCAAGAAGUUCAACAAGACAGAGCAGUACAUUGCGGAUAACAUCUUGGUUCUGGAUAUCUACUUUGAGGCUUUGAACUAUGAGACUAUUGAGCAGAAAAAGGCCUAUGAGCUGCCUGGAUUACUGGGUGAUAUUGGUGGUCAGAUGGGUCUUUUUAUCGGAGCCAGUAUUCUGACAGUUUUGGAGCUCUUUGACUAUCUUUAUGAGGUGAUCAAGUACAAGCUGUGCCGCUGCAGGAAGCAGAACCAGAAACGCAGCAACAACAACGACCGAGGAGCCGUGCUGAGCCUGGACAACGUGCAGUGCCAUCCUCCCUGUGAAAACCUUCGCACUCCCUCUACGUAUCCGGCCAACAUCCUACCUCACCAUCCAGGGCAGGGCAACUUCGAGGACUUCACCUGCUGAGUGAGUGAGAGUAGAGUUGGACUCCAGCUCACAGUGUACAACCAAAGCCGUCUGACUACAUCCUCACGAACACCCACCCAUCCCGGACCACACCGAAUCGAUUUUGGCUGGAUGUUUUAACGCACCGCAUUGUGUCAUGUGAAAUAAAAGAAACAUUGAAACCAUGAAAGACUAUUUUACUGUUCCACAACACAACCAUGUGUGUACUUUUAAAGGAUUUUUGGAACACUGCCUCAAAAGGGAACUCCUUCUUGACGAAGCCUUUGAGACAUGGAACAUCGCAGCUCAAACGGACAGGCUUCCUGUGGGCGGAGUCCCCUGCCUUUACUGUAUAUAACAGCGGAUAUACACCGUCGUAACUGAGUGGCUUAAUUAGAUUGUUAGAAAUAAUGUAGUGCUUAAUCCAUGUAGCAGCAUUCGUGGUGACUGAUGGACUCCAGUGAUGUUCCGCUCACGAUCAGUGUGUCUCAUUUAAGAAUGUAUUUUUCCAGCCGACAGGAAACGAUCAACUGUUUGUGGUGAAGGAAACUGCGUUCGGCAGUCUACUGUUCCAUCCAGUUCUCAUCUCGUGACUGCAUGCUUGUAUUCGUCUUCCUGUGCAUGUUUUCAGUUCUUUUCAGUAACCAUUCUUAUUAUUGCCACGUUUGCCUCAAUUAUAUAUGGGUGUGGGUGUGUAUGUGGUGUUUGGGUGCCUUAACCCUACAACUGUGUGUACUAUGUGUGAUUGGAUUAAUCCUGUGUGUCCUCUGCCUGAGGGGUGUGCGUGCGUGUGUGUGCUAGAUAUGAUGUGUAUGAUAAUGACAUGACCUGUCUGUGUGUGUGUGUGUGUGUGUGUGUAUGGUUUGCUGCUUAUCAAUGAAUUAUUCUCUCUGUUUCAAUUCUGUGAGAUGAUUAUUAUUAUUAUUUUUCAGAAUGAUCACUGUUUCAAACCUCAUAUCGAAGCACAAGACCACCAUUAUGUAAAAGCUGAAGAAAAAGAAAGGCAGGAUCAUAUUCUUUCAGAGACUAUGAUCAUCAUGAUAAUCAGAAUCGUUAUUAUAACUCUAUUAUUCCGAUUUUUGUUUUUCUAUGACCAAAAAAAAAAAGUAGACAUGUUGCCUGAUAGUCCAGUCGCCAUCUUUACAGAUAAUAGACUGUUCUAUUUAUCUAUGAAGGUAUAAUAAAUAUCAUUGAGAGUUUUAGAUGCGUUCUUUGUGUUGUAUGUUUCGGGUUUAGUUUGGGAAGGAAGAUUCCAUUUACAUUUGUAA
Molecule: messenger RNA, 3181 nt
Organism: Ictalurus furcatus (blue catfish)
Lineage: Eukaryota; Metazoa; Chordata; Actinopteri; Siluriformes; Ictaluridae
Gene: asic1b
Product: acid-sensing (proton-gated) ion channel 1b
Exons: 11
Coding region: 360-1934 (524 amino acids)
Biological process (GO): sodium ion transmembrane transport
Cellular component (GO): membrane
Source: RefSeq, a predicted model, not a curated record